AUGGCUUCCAACGCUGGCUCGCCGCCCGCAGCAACAACACCCGGCGGAAGUGUUGACAUUAAACCUAUCAUCUCUCGAAAGCCUUCUCUAUGCAUGAAACCACUUCAAGAAUCACCCGUCGCGACCCCCACUUCCGCAUCGCCGCCCUUGUCCCUUACCAGCAAGGAAUGGGUUAUUCCACCACGACCAAAGCCAGGCCGGAAGCCCGCCACCGACACUCCUCCCACCAAGCGCAAGGCGCAGAACCGGGCUGCGCAGAGAGCGUUUCGCGAGAGGCGUGCCGCGCGUGUGGGGGAGCUUGAGGAGCAACUCAAGCAAAUUGAGGACGAGAAUGAACAUGAACAGCAAUUGUUGAAGGACACGAUUGAGAAGCUCGAGAAGGAGCUCGAGCAGUACCGAGCUGAUCUCGCCAACUGGGUGGAUCGUUGUCGGAGACUGGAGAGCGAGCUUGCUUCUCUCAAAGCUAUCCGGUCGUCGCCUGGGAAGUCUGGGGCCGUUACGCCUACGCAAGGCAAAGAGUCCCCGGCGGCUGGCCCGGACACCAUCGACAAUGCAGUGGGCUGUGGCAAUUGUACAUUGGAAACCAGAUGCCAGUGUAUCGAUGAAGCCUUCACAGCCAUGGGCGGCGAACCUGCGACGAGCACGCAUCAACAUGAGAAACGUCCCCACUCUCCGGCCCCGGGGGAAAGUGAGAAAAGAAUCAAAGUCGAGCCCAAGGAGUCUCUAGAGAUCGACUUCACUGCCGUCUACGCCCCCAAAGUCCUGCCCAGCGUCACUCGGGUGGAGGAUCGUUCCCCAACUUCGGCUGUCGCCGAUCCUUGUGGCUUUUGUUCAGACGGCACGCCGUGCAUCUGUGCCGAAAUGGCCGCCGAGCAGGAACAGGCGCAAAACCAGAGCCCGGCCAGACCUGCGGGCUUGGCAGCAAACCAUCCAAGACAGAUCGAUCAGUUCACUCCGCCUCCGUCCGAAGGCGAUGUCUCAAUCUCCCUCCCAGCCGUGGCCUCGCUCGCUUCAGGGUGUGGAACUUCCGGACCGGGAACAUGUGCCCAAUGCCGCGCCGAUCCAAAUAGUACUUUGUUCUGCAAGUCGCUGGCUGCAUCACGAGCGCAAUCUGCCAGCAGUACUCCUGUCGGCUGCUGUGGCGGACAAACCGCUGGGGGAUCUUGCUGUCAGAGCCAAGCGCAGAACGGAUCUGUUCCUCUGCCUCCACGAACUACCCGUUCGCGAGCGGCGGCCGUGCCAUCGCACGGUAGAGCUCACAACACUCUACCGCCGCCGCCACCACCACCAAAAGCUGGCGUGACGCUCACUUGCGCCGACGCAUAUACUACACUAAGUCGUCAUCCCGCCUAUGAGCGAGCGAGCGCUGAUAUCGCUACCUGGCUCCCCAAACUGCAUGCCAGCGAUUCCAACCCUGCCAUCGUGGGACGACCGGCAUUGGAGAUAGACGCGGCCAAUGUCAUGGCAGUCUUGAAGGAUUUCGACCGGCGCUUUGGACAGAAUUGUUGA
This is a messenger RNA of Capronia coronata CBS 617.96, 1509 nucleotides long. RefSeq lists its product as uncharacterized. Lineage: Eukaryota; Fungi; Ascomycota; Eurotiomycetes; Chaetothyriales; Herpotrichiellaceae. The transcript has a single exon. Gene Ontology annotation, cellular component: nucleus; RNA polymerase II transcription regulator complex. The record is from RefSeq and is a predicted model, not a curated record. Gene Ontology annotation, molecular function: transcription cis-regulatory region binding; DNA-binding transcription activator activity, RNA polymerase II-specific. Bases 1 to 1509 code for a protein of 502 amino acids.